GAAGCUGAGUCGCGCGCGCAGUCUGAAGAGAAGGCGGUUGCUGUCGGUGCGGUCGUGAGAGCUCGGCAGAGAAUAAAAAUAUGAAAAAAUACAGUAAUAGCUGGUCCUAUGAGGGCAAACGUUAUGGAAGAUCUGGCUAUUCCUCUCAGGAUCCACAAACAAGCUACAGAUACCAAAGGAACCAUUCUCGUGGGGAGGUAGUGACACCUCCACUGCUGGAGCGCAAGGAGCACACGGUUUCAAGCUCCCCCAUGGCCAUGACUGUGGAUUUUAAAACUUAUGUGGAUCAGGCAUGCAGAGCUGCUGAGGAAUUUGUCAAUAUUUACUAUGAGACAAUGGACAAAAGAAGACAUGCAAUUGUCAGGCUGUAUUUGGACAAGGCCACUCUAAUCUGGAAUGGAAAUGUUGUUACAGGGCUGGAAGCCCUUACUAAUUUUUUUGAGAUGUUGCCUUCCAGUGAGUUCCAGAUCAAUAUGUUGGACUGCCAACCAGUUCAUGAGCAAGCUACCCAGUCCCAGACUACAGUUCUCGUUGUGACCAGUGGAGCUGUGAAGUUUGAUGGAAACAAACAACACUUCUUCAACCAGAACUUCCUGCUGACUGCACAUAGCACUCGUAACAGCACUGUGUGGAAGAUCGCAAGUGACUGCUUCCGCUUUCAAGAUUGGGCUAGUACUUAAAGGAGCAAAAGCCCAUUCUCUAGGUCCAUUAGUUCCAGCAGGAGAGGUUUAAUGUGAAUUAAUAUAUUUCAUUGCCUAAGUACUAUAUACCAGUACCAUAUACCAGUAUGUGCUGAAACAAAAAUGUAUGUAAUAUAUUUUUUAUUCCUAGCAACACUUUUGCUAGAGCAGUUGCCAGUUUGGAUUAUUGCCCCUAAGAACUUUAAAGAUAGUUUUUUUUACAUACCUUAUGUAUACAUUCCACUACUGAUACUCUCGGGGUAAUAUUAAACAUGACCCAGGUACUAAGAUGCUCACUGUGAACCCAAUCUGUUGCACAAAUGGAGUCCUUUUGUAAUACUGUCUAUGGAAUAGCACAACAUAGCUCUGGAGGAGGAAGUAGUGGCUUUUCUGUCCUUAGGAUAAUUUUUCAAUGAAGCACAUGCCUGUUUACAGUCAACACUGGUAAUAUAGUUUUGAUAUAUAAGCAUAGAUUUUUGAAGUCAAUUCAAAUUAGUUUAUACACCAGUAUUCUGACAUAUUUGAAUUAGAUAUAAGGGUUUUAUAGUCCGUAUUAUUUUCUUACAUCAACAUGUUUCCUUUUGAAAUAAGGUGAUCAACUAGAUGGGCGAAAAAAUGUGCUUGGCUGAUACUUGAGUAUUGGGUGCAUUUAGUGGCAAUAACACCUUUCCAACAUUUUCUUGGCAGCUUCAGGUCAAUAUAGUUAUGUGAUAAGUGGUAGUGAAACUAAAAGCUUUAAUGGGAGAAUGGGGAAUAGAAAAUGUAGAAAUCCAAGACUGAAGCCAAAAAUGAGAGAGGUGACCAAGUGAUAAAAUCAGUUCUUGUUUCUUCCUGGCAGUAUAACCUAGUUUGGGGAUUUGAAUCCCCGAGUCUUUUAAGUAUUCUUGCCAAAUGGUCAUAAGUUUGCUUUUGUUCUAAGAAUUGGAUUUUAAGACCUUACUUCUCUUCAUACGUGUCUCUAGUAUCCAUCCCAGUUUAUUUGAGAACUUAUAUGAGUCAGUCGUCAGCAGUAAACUGAACUUUGUGACAGACUCUGAAAGUUAGAAAGAAAGCUACUGCUGUCUCUGUGCACCCUGAACUCCGAAGGCUCCCACAUCAACUUCAGGCCCAAAGACUUCUGUAUGUUACCUACCACCCACAUGAAUGGUUUU
Peromyscus eremicus (cactus mouse) is the source of this 1831-nucleotide messenger RNA. RefSeq names its product nuclear transport factor 2 like export factor 2 (gene Nxt2). Bases 81 to 680 code for a protein of 199 amino acids. Gene Ontology annotation, biological process: protein import into nucleus. Gene Ontology annotation, cellular component: nuclear pore central transport channel. NCBI's taxonomy places the organism in Eukaryota, Metazoa, Chordata, Mammalia, Rodentia, Cricetidae. The transcript is spliced from 5 exons. The record is from RefSeq and is a predicted model, not a curated record.